UUGUGUUUUCUAGUGGUUACUCUAGCUUAUUAUUGUUUGAGUACUAGAUCGUAAAAAUACCAUCAUUUUUUUUAAUUCACUCUAAAAUAUAGGUAAAAUCGGGUAGUGUAAAAUGUUUCGUCACGAAUACGGCCUCGCGAUGGAUCGCGAUCAGAAUGGGGCCUCGAUUGUGUCCUCCUAUCAGGUGGAUGACUUGAUGGAAAAGCUGAAACUGUUAAAUUUCGAGCGACUUCUACUGAAGGAGAUGAAAAUGAAGCAAAUUAAUCGAUACUAUUUUCUAAAGUCAUUCAAUCCGGGGGAGCAGUUUUUCAUGUUCACUUCUAUAUGUGCCUGGUUGAACCGAAUGAUAGGACGAACUUUUGACCAACCGCAGGAAUUUGAUGAUCCAAAUAUGGUUAUUUCAAGAAUUAUCCGAGUUUUACAGGAAAUGGACAUACCAACAGAUUUUCAAUCCAACAAGUUGAUACAAGGAGCGGGUCCGAUAUGCAUUUACAUAAUGGACUGCCUGGCAACCCAGGCUUUAAAGCUGACCAAAUUUCAAAUUAAACGUCCUGAGUGUAAAAAGGAAGACGAUCCAAUGGUGGAUCUCAUCGAAAAUGAUUCCGAGAUUAUUUUAGAAAAAGUUGAAGAAGAGCAAAUGGCGGGAGUAAGCGAUGAAAAUGACGAUGAAGGGAAUGGAUUGUUUGAUCUGAAUUUUUCUGACCAAAAAUACAAAAAGAUCAACAACAAGGAGUACAAGAUAGACUCAUUGACAGCUAGCGAAAACUGGCGGUUGGAACUGGAACGUGUUUUACCGCAGCUGAAAGUCGUGGUUAAAACAGAUCCACGUGAUUGGAGGGCUCAUCUGGAGCAGAUUAGAAGUUUGCGGGCCAACAUUGAAACCGCAACUGAAGAAACGGAUAGCCAGUUAAAGAAACUUCAGACCGAUAUAGCAUAUGUGAUGGAGAAAAUUGAAAGCCGCGAGAAACAUCUGAACAAUGACUUAAAAGAUUUGAUUCAAACUUAUAAGGGAGUACUGAUUGAGUAUAAUCAGGUGAACAAACUUAUCAAGGAAAGCGAUGGAGAAAAAACAGAGAAGAAGCACGAAUUGUUAAAAAUAACUAACGAGUUAGAAAAUAUAAAAGUUCAAAUGGAGCAGAGAGGAAAUUCCAUGACUGACGGAAGUCCAUUGAUCAACAUAAAGAAGGCAAUUUUUAGAAUAAAAGAAGAAAUUUCCGAAAUGGAUAUAAAAAUCGGUGUUAUGGAGCAUACUUUGAACUCGGAGAUUAUAAAACAAAGUGCGCAGUACGCGGAAUUCGAUUCAAUGAUAAUGACUGCGCAUUGAUAAAUUUGGUCGAUUAAAAAUAUAUGUACAUAACUUAUUUGAUUACGUCUACUAAAACUGUAAAUUUUUUAUUCGAAACGGCAAGCAUGCUCUGUUUGGCUAAUGAACUUAAUUGCAGUUUUUUGAGUUCGUGAACUCUUGUUAUUUGAGUCAUGCUAUGUCAUCGAUAAUUUUCCGAUAUUAUACAGAGGCUGGAAUAAGAAUUGCUGGGGCCCCGUUUUCAGUUGUAAAAAUUUCCCUAGGGGAAUAUGUCAUACAAAAAUACAAACUAAAGGAAGAUUAAGGAAAGAUUGUUAUCUAGUUAUGAGUCAUGAGAAGUGAACUUUUGUGUGGUGGCCUCCAAAGUCUGGGGGUCCGGAGGCCAUGUCCCACCUGAACCCUCCCUAAAUCCGGUUAUGUAC
Wyeomyia smithii (pitcher-plant mosquito) is the source of this 1725-nucleotide messenger RNA. It is a transcript of the gene IFT57, whose product is annotated as intraflagellar transport protein 57 homolog. The transcript has 4 exons. Gene Ontology annotation, cellular component: cilium; Golgi apparatus; intraciliary transport particle B. Lineage: Eukaryota; Metazoa; Arthropoda; Insecta; Diptera; Culicidae. The coding region runs from base 113 to 1324 and encodes 403 amino acids. The record is from RefSeq and is a predicted model, not a curated record. Gene Ontology annotation, biological process: non-motile cilium assembly; intraciliary transport.